Messenger RNA from Toxorhynchites rutilus septentrionalis, 4972 nucleotides. Its product is annotated as deoxynucleoside kinase. The transcript has 2 exons. NCBI's taxonomy places the organism in Eukaryota, Metazoa, Arthropoda, Insecta, Diptera, Culicidae. The record is from RefSeq and is a predicted model, not a curated record. Gene Ontology annotation, cellular component: cytoplasm; mitochondrion. Gene Ontology annotation, biological process: nucleobase-containing compound metabolic process. Gene Ontology annotation, molecular function: deoxynucleoside kinase activity; ATP binding. The coding region runs from base 1117 to 3960 and encodes 947 amino acids.
CACUUUUGAGACUCGAACUUGAAGCUUAACUAAAACAAAAAUUGUCACGGCGCAGUUGCUCAUAAUAAAAAUAGGAUUUUUAAAUCGGGUUAAAGUAAUACUAUUAUAACGGAACGGAACAAAAAUAUUUACAAUGUUUUUGUUUAGCUAGCGAAGAAGAUGAAUGCUUUCGUUUUUGUAUUAUACCAAUGUGCAUAUAGGAAAUUUUCUUCAGUCAAUGAAAGAUUUAAUACAAUGUUUGCAAGCAUAUUUCCUCCGUGACGUGACAACGGUUUGACUCACUAAAAACAGGUUUUUCUCGUUUUUAUGUAUAAAUCACACUGAUGAACAAUAGUGUAGUGUUCAGCAGCAGUACGCAGCCAACUUCGUUGUUGCCCAAAAAUGAUGCGUCGACUAAAUAAUUUAGCAACCCUGUUGUAACAUUAGGCUAAAGCUAUAUUGUACCCGAUAACUUAGGUCAGUACCAAUAGAAAGCUUGAACAGUUUGGAUGAAAGUUUUAUUCAAAUAAAAUUACCCAUAAAAUUAAAAGGUUUAGCUUUUUCGUUUAAAGAAGUUUCGUCUGGUGAGUGGUGCUGUGGAUCAUCGCGAAUUUAGUUAGACACAACGUAGGGAUUUCUGGUUAGCGUUAACAUUGGUGCCGUGACCAGGAUUUUUCAAUUCGUUUGAUGAUCCAUACCGACAUAUUCAAAAAGGAUUCGAACAAUACUGGAAUUGUUCCAUUAGCUGCGCCAUUUGUGAAACUUGAAUAGUUCCAUUCAAGUCAUUGUUCAUCGAUACAAUUUCAAAUUGUUACGACUUGAAUUUGAAUUGUAUGACAUUACAUCGUAACCGGAACCAUCCAUCGGACUUGGAGAACAUUAUCCUGCAUUUGUCAUCGACUUCAAAAGGAUUUCCGGAAGAUGAUUUUGGAUUUUUGAAGACUUUUUGGAUUUUCGCCCGACUGCACGAUCCUGUUGAAUUUUAUACAAGGCAUUUUCUUGCCUUGGAAAAGGUGAGUACCUUUCCAAGUUGCCACCCUUCCGUGGUCGGGACUACUGUGGUCUUUUUCGUCUACAGAUUUAAUCAAUCGCCGAGUUUUUAAUCAUUGUUGCUACUGCUGCUAUUCACGAGGCGUGAUGUCGAACGCACAGGACAUAUCGAGGCUCACGUCGAAGAGAACCAGUAUUACAACAGCGCUGGGUCGGGUAGAGGCUUUUCUGCAGACCUUCAAUGCGGAGACGGAUCAACCACAAUUAGAAUUGAGGAUUGCGCAUUUGGAUGGAUUAUGGGUCAAAAUGGAGGAUGUUCUGGACCAACUAGAAGGAUUUGAGGAGAGUGAAGAAGGUAUGGCGGUGCAUGAUGCAAUUCGUAGUGAUUUUGAAUCACGUUUUUUCAAAAUAAAAUCACUACUUCUCUCUAAAUUAUCGUCUCUCGCUGGCAAUUUCCCUACUUCUACACACAAUGCAAAUACUAACUCCACUCUCUCUGGGAUUAAACUACCUACGAUUUCGUUACCUGAAUUUGAUGGCGAUUAUAUGCGAUGGUUGGCUUUUCAUGAUACGUUUCUGGCGUUAAUUCACUCUAAUCCUGAUGUGGCGGAUAUUCAAAAGUUUCAUUACUUGAGGGCUGCUAUCAAGGGAGAAGCCGCUCAACUAAUCGAGUCCAUUCCAAUCAGCUCCGCAAAUUACAAUUUAGCAUGGCAAACUCUAACAUCUCGCUAUUCGAACGAAUAUUUGUUGAAGAAGCGUCACUUACAAGCGCUCUUCGACAUACAACGAAUAAAAAAGGAAUCAGCGGUAUCACUCCACAGCCUGGUGGACGAAUUUGAACGACACAUCAAGGUUCUCCGUCAGCUGAACGAACCAACGGAUACGUGGAGUACAAUUUUGGAACAUUUGUUAUGUACCCGGCUACCCGAAGAAGCUCUUCAAGCAUGGGAAGAGAAUGCAUCUCGAGUCGACGAUCCUAAUUACGCUUGUCUCAUCGAAUUUCUGCAAAGAAGAAUCAGGGUACUAGAAUCGAUGUCAGUGAACAAUCACAAUUCCUCAGCAAACUCGUUUUCGUCAAAUCAACAUUUGAAAAAGCAACCACCAUUUCGUUUCUCUUCGUGUGCAUCUACUGCAACACCCACUGACAAGUGUCCAGCAUGCAAUCAGCUACACUUGCUAAUGAAAUGUCAAAAAUUCAAUCGGUUUUCCCAUACCGAACGUCAACAAUUUGUUUCGUCCAAACGUCUACGCAACAACUGCUUGCGAAAGGACCACAUUGCACGAAAUUGUCCUUCCAGCUUCAACUGCAAAGUUUGCAAUCGUCGUCACCAUACACUCUUACACGCUAGCACUGCGGAAAGUACGAAGAAAGCUUCCAACAGCGCCGAUUCUUCUGCUUCACAGUCGUAUGUUGCCCCAAUAUCUCAGCCAUCAACUUCACAUGCUGCAGAUUCCCAACAGACAUCGGUCACUGCCACCGAAAUUAUGCCCGUUGUGAAUUGCACCCCCGUUCAUCAGUCGAAUGAAAAUGUAUUUCUCUUGACGGCUGUGAUAAAAAUUGUAGACGCCUAUGGUCAAGAGCAUCUAGCACGAGCCCUCUUGGACAGCGCAUCUCAGCCCAACCUGAUCUCUCAACGUAUGGCCCAAAUCUUGAAAUUAAUACGCAACAAAGUCAACAUACUUAUCCAAGGAGCGGGCAAGCUGUCCAAACCAGUAACAGAAGCGGUUUUUACCGAAAUCAAAUCAAGAAAAGAAGAUUUCUCACAAAGUGUCAAUUUUCUGGUGAUGGACAAACCCACUGCCAAUCUCCCAGCACAUAAUGUUUCCAUCGGACACUGGAAAAUUCCUGCAGAUUUGUUUCUUGCUGAUCCUCACUUUAACAAGUCACAACCAAUCGACAUCGUUUUGGGCGUGAAGCACUUUUAUUCAUUUUUCCCCGAUUCCACACGCAUCCACAUUGACCGCCAACAUCCUGUUCUUGUAAAUAGCGUUUUUGGUUGGAUAAUAGCCGGUGCAACAAGCUUCAACACAAACCCGAACAUUGUUCAACCCCAGAAUGUGAUCGCUAUAACCAUGAUCUCGCUAGAAGAAUCCCUAGAAAGAUUCUGGAGCAUUGAACAUUUGUCUGUGAAAGAUAAUCUAUCAAUAGAAGAGAGAAAAUGUGAAGAUUAUUACAAAAAAACUAUUCUUCGCAAGGUAGAUGGCCGCUACAUCGUACGCUAUCCGAAGCAGAACGAUUUCGAUAUAAUGCUAGGCACCUCGAAACCUAGUGCGCUUCGUCGAUUUGAAUUGCUCGAAAAGCGACUGGAAAGGGACCCACAAUUAAAAGCAGAAUACCACAAUUUCAUGCGAGAAUAUUUGGCUCUUGGACACAUGCGUCUCGUCAAAACAGAUACUACGACCUCGAAGACAUUCUACUUGCCUCAUCACCCGGUCUUUAAAGAAGCCAGUACGACGACAAAAAUGCGUGUCGUGUUUGAUGGUUCGGCAAGAACUUCUACGAACUUCUCUCUAAACAACGCACUCUGUGUAGGCCCGGUUGUACAAGACGACUUACUCACUAUCAUUUUGCGAUUCAGAACGUACCAAAUCGCAUUAGUAGGCGAUAUCGCAAAAAUGUAUCGCCAAGUUCUGGUGCAUCCCGAUGACGUUCCACUGCAGCGUGUGAUUUGGCGUUUUUCCAAUGAUGUUCCUGCUCAAACGUACGAACUGCUUACUGUCACAUAUGGCUUAGCUCCGUCAGCAUACCUCGCUACACGUACGUUGAAUCAAUUAGCCGAAGAUGAAGGCCACAAUUACCCAUUGGGAGCCCGUGCCUUGAAGGAAAACUUCUACGUUGACGAUUUCAUCGGUGGGGCCCAAACGACUGAUGAAGCACUGCGUCUGCGAGAAGAAUUGAGUCAACUCUUAAGGAAAGGUGGUUUCAGUCUACGAAAAUGGUCUACAAAUCAGCUACAAGUAUUGCAUGGACUGAACGAUGAUGAAACCUAGUGCGCUUCGUCGAUUUGAAUUGCUCGAAAAGCGACUGGAAAGGGACCCACAAUUAAAAGCAGAAUACCACAAUUUCAUGCGAGAAUAUUUGGCUCUUGGACACAUGCGUCUCGUCAAAACAGAUACUACGACCUCGAAGACAUUCUACUUGCCUCAUCACCCGGUCUUUAAAGAAGCCAGUACGACGACAAAAAUGCGUGUCGUGUUUGAUGGUUCGGCAAGAACUUCUACGAACUUCUCUCUAAACAACGCACUCUGUGUAGGCCCGGUUGUACAAGACGACUUACUCACUAUCAUUUUGCGAUUCAGAACGUACCAAAUCGCAUUAGUAGGCGAUAUCGCAAAAAUGUAUCGCCAAGUUCUGGUGCAUCCCGAUGACGUUCCACUGCAGCGUGUGAUUUGGCGUUUUUCCAAUGAUGUUGUGCUAGGACCCUUGCUUUUCUCACUCUACAUCAAUGAUCUUCCGAACAAUCUAAAUAAUUGCAGAGUUCACCUUUUCGCAGAUGAUGUUCAAAUUUAUUUUGAUUGUUCCGGCUUAUCGAACCAAGAUGCUUCGUUAUUAAUAAAUAGGAACUUAUCACUGAUCGCAAAGUGGGCAGAAACUAAUAAACUUCUGUUGAAUGCAGAUAAAUCACAGGCUAUAUACAUUUCACGACCCCAAAAUCAAAUUUCCAGUAAACCCCCGGUUUACUUGAAUGGAAAUCUCUUGCCAUAUCACGAUACAGUCACUAGCCUUGGAGUCAUAAUUCAACAGGAUUUAGAAUGGGACACCUAUAUAUUGAAGCAGUGUGGUAAGAUCUAUGCUUCUUUACGAUCGUUGAAAAUGAAGACCUUUUUUCUCAGACCUGCUACUAAAUUGCUACUGUUCAAAAGCCUAAUAUACCCUCAUUUUAUCUCAUGUGAUUUCGUUAUUCCACAGGCCUCUGCAUAUGCCUUAGGUAGGCUGAAGGUGGCAUUGAACUGUUGCGUUCGUUAUAUUUAUAACAUCAAUCGUUAUUCCCACGUUUCACAU